AUGGUAAUCGCAUCAACACUUCAGUCAAUGGAGAAUGCAGACCAAAACGAAGCGUAUGCGUACGAACUCAUACAAAAAGGAAUAUUGACCAAGGAACAAUUGGCAGACAUUCGCUGGACGUUCCACUUCUUUGACAAAAACGGAGAUGGUUCGAUUUCUUGCGAUGAACUGGAAACAGCAUUGGCCUAUCUGGGACACGAAGUCUCUCAGGUGGAAUUGAAACACAUGAUUGCGCAGGUCGAUGUGAAUGGUGACGGAUCUCUGGAUUUCGGUGAAUUUCUUCGCGCAAUGACCGAACAUCAUUUUCAAACGCCGGAUAUACUGAACUCAAAGCAUGCAAAUGAAGAACUCUACCGUCGAGUGUUUGCAGAGUUCGAUUGCGAUGGCGAUGGAUUCAUUGACGCAAAGGAGUUGGAAAAGACAAUGACGAGCUUGGGAGAGACGCUGAGCCCUGAGGAUAUCAUGGACAUGAUGAGAGAGGCGGAUACAGAUGGUGAUGGAAAAGUCAGUUUCACAGAGUUUCUAAAUGUACUUAAAUAACUAUUGACACUUGGAAUAAUGACAAAAGAAAUCUCCGGGAUUUCGCAAGCAUUUGAGCAGUUUUCAUGACAUCCAAUGCCUCUUUAUCAGGACAGCAUGGUCUUUCAUUCUCCCCUCAAACUCGGAUCUGAAACCAGUUUGUUCAACCGCCUUUGUUCGAAUCUAACGCGUUGGAGUUCGUCAACGUUUUUGUAAAAUGCAACCAUAUUUCAUUCCUUUUAACUGAUUCUCUAUGUGUCCACGUUGCCUUAUUUUA
This is a messenger RNA of Opisthorchis viverrini, 796 nucleotides long. RefSeq lists its product as hypothetical. Gene Ontology annotation, molecular function: calcium ion binding. The transcript is spliced from 5 exons. The record is from RefSeq and is a predicted model, not a curated record. Bases 1 to 540 code for a protein of 179 amino acids. Lineage: Eukaryota; Metazoa; Platyhelminthes; Trematoda; Opisthorchiida; Opisthorchiidae.